Hydatigera taeniaeformis is the source of this 1185-nucleotide messenger RNA. The record is from the annotation of a GenBank genome assembly. NCBI's taxonomy places the organism in Eukaryota, Metazoa, Platyhelminthes, Cestoda, Cyclophyllidea, Taeniidae.
AUGGAAUAUUCAAGAUUAAACGAUUUCUUCGAAUUUGCCUCACAAGCCUUUCCUGCUAGCCUCUUUAUAAGUGCUUCUGAUCGUGGCGUAGGAGCUUUUCUUGGCUGCACACCUGAGGAAAUCACUCUCUCCUCCGACACUUUGAACGAGCUAGUCCUUCGUAUACUAUUCGAAGCAAUCAUGCACUCUUCUCGGGACGAGCGAAGCCACAACGAUAUCAUCAGUAACCUCGGCGACCUCUCACAUUCCCUUUACCAGCUACAUACUUCCGGCCAUCUUCCGAGACACUUUCAUGCUGAUGCAGAGGCACUAAUUCAUGCAGUUGAUCGACUCAUCGAACCUUUCGUUCUGUUUGAGCUAGAUCGAGGCACUAGCACUAGACCAGAAACUCUCCUCUCCCACCUCUUGCUGACUAAGCACACUCUCAGCAGUUCUCAAAUUAUUGAUGACCAAAAGGGUGAUGAUAUAGAGGCGUUUCUUACCACAAAACACAUCAACCACCUCUUGUUCGAAAGUUUCUUUCUUGGACACCACAGCCUCCUACCGUGUCUCCGUACCUUGCUGGCGGCACUAACCGCCCGCCCUGGAUGGAGUCAGCGACUAGUCAGAGAACUCUCUGUACAUCGAAGAAGCUGCCCACACAUGUGUAGAAAACAUACGGCUACUUUGACGGAGGAAUGUAUUGACAUAGAAACGAAAUGCCUCUCCUUUGCGAAAGCACUGUGUCUCGAGGCCCUGCGGUUCACCGUAGCAGGCUGGCCCUUUGGGUGUUUGCGUGAGGCCUUUCGAGAUGGGGAGGAAUUCCUUGCGGGCGACCUAGUCCUCCUCAACGAACCCGCUGUGUUUCACGAUGAAACCAUUUGGUUCAAGGGAUGUCAGAUGCCCGUCACCAACGAACCCUUUCGGCAUACCUUUGCACCGAUGGGGCGGCAUGGGAGACCCAAUGCAAACUACGUCGCCUCUCGUGUGCUGCUCAACUCAAAAGUGUGCUUUUUGCCUAGAGCCUUUCUUUUCCGCCUUCUGCUGGCAACCGCGGCGAAUCUCUUUACCCACUACUCUUUCACACAGGCCGAGAAUGAACCGGAGGAAUUUUUGAAGUUACCUCUUUUCUUGUCACUGGAUUCCUCGCUAAUGCGUUGUGCCACCUUACACCAAAACGAUCAAAUAUGUGCUUCGAAAACCUAA